Panthera uncia (snow leopard) is the source of this 2635-nucleotide messenger RNA. It is a transcript of the gene CPA5, whose product is annotated as carboxypeptidase A5. The record is from RefSeq and is a predicted model, not a curated record. The transcript is spliced from 12 exons. Bases 1185 to 2495 code for a protein of 436 amino acids. Gene Ontology annotation, molecular function: metallocarboxypeptidase activity; zinc ion binding. NCBI's taxonomy places the organism in Eukaryota, Metazoa, Chordata, Mammalia, Carnivora, Felidae. Gene Ontology annotation, biological process: proteolysis.
CUCUUCCUCUCUCUUUUUCUUUUGCUCUCGCUCUCUCUCUCUCUCUCUCCCUCUCUCUCUCUCUCUCAUCCCACCCCUAAACCAAAUACAGGGAUAGUUGUCUUAUUAUUAGUGACUUAAAUGAUGCUUUUGAACGAGACGAUGCUGGGUACUUUUGGUGCCUAGCACCAUCCCACUUUUUUCUUUUAAAUUCCUGAGCUGUUGUUUACUAGGACAUUCUUUUAUUCCUGUUUCUACUAAGGCUGAAUGUUACUUGGGUGGAAAGCCUAAUUGCUUUCUUUUCUAGGUCCUUAAACCCUUUGUUAAUGUUUCUGUCUGAGAGUUCCCAAAGCCAGGGUUCUAGGAGAGUUUGGCAUGUCUGAACAACUGAACCACGAAAUAAUGGAGUAGGUCCGGCGGGGUGUGGGAGCAGGGCAUUCUGUCAAUAAAAGAGCUCCCCUCUCUGCACACAUGGCCAGUUAAUUGGCCAUUCUGGGAAAGUAUGGAUGGGGAGGGGGGCUUCUGAGAAUCGCCGGUGACAGUUAAGUGGCCUUUUGUUGACGUCCUCUGCUGAACAACUUUGUUGGAUUUAGUCUCUGCCUUCCCCCCCGCCCCCCGCCUCCUGUGGAUUUUCUGUUAGUUUCAUCAUUUACCAUUCACACAUCAUCUUUCACUCUCUCCUUCCAAUAUGACUGCUUUGUGUGCUGGCCUCGGCUUUAUUCCUGCUAUUCCCAGCCCAUAAAGGGGGCUGUGUGGGCCUUCAGCAGGACUGAGAAAUUGACUCUGCUGUCUGUUGAGAACUAUAAUGAUUGCAGUGACCUUCAUGUCUGGCAGAAAAUCCACUACCUGUGCCGGCAUAAUGGCGGCCAGCUGAACAUAGAGAAAAGGGAGUCUUCACUGAAUUCCUUCUCGUGCUAUAUGGAUUUCCUUUGUUCCCCUCUCUAUUCCCUUCUGUCCCCCUUCUCCCCACUGCAACUGGAGUGCUGACCUAAGAUGCAGCUGUGACUAAGAGUUAAUGCUUGGAAAUAAUAAUACAUUCUAUUUUGCAGGCUUUGCCAAGCCAGUUCACCCACGUUGUCUCAUCUAAUAUUCCCCCCAACCCCUGUGAGGCCGGGCCUGCCGGCCUUUAGGUGCUGUCCUGUCCUGAGGCUUCGGCCAUGCCUGCGCACGAAGAAAGGGCUUGAAGCUCGCCUGAAGGAAGAAGCAUGCAGGGGGCCCCUGGAGGAGGCGUGGGCCCUGGGCUGUCCCCUGUGGACAGGUGGACGCUCCUGGUCUUCAGCUUUAUUCUGGCAGCAGCUUUGGGCCAAAUGAAUUUCACAGGAGACCAGGUUCUUCGAGUCCUGGCUAAAAAUGAGAAGCAGCUUUCACUUCUCAGGGAUCUGGAGGGCCUGAAGCCCCAGAAGGUGGACUUCUGGCGUGGCCCAGCCAGACCCAGCCUCCCGGUGGAUAUGAGAGUUCCUUUCUCUGAACUGAAAGAUGUCAAGGCUUACCUGGGCUCUCACGGCCUUGCUUACAGCGUCAUGAUAAAGGACAUCCAGGUGCUGCUGGAUGAGGAGAGAGAAGCCAUGGCCAAAUCCCGCCGGUUGGAGCGUAGCACCAGCAGCUUCAGUUAUGCCUCUUACCACACCCUGGAGGAGAUAUAUAGCUGGAUCGACAACUUUGUAGCCGAGCACUCAGAUAUAGUCUCAAAAAUUCGGAUUGGCCACAGCUUUGAAAAUCGGUCCAUUGUUGUCCUGAAGUUUAGCACUGGAGGACCUCAGCGCCGGGCCAUCUGGAUCGACACUGGAAUCCACUCCCGGGAGUGGAUCACCCAUGCCACUGGCAUCUGGACCGCCAAGAAGAUUGUCACUGAAUACGGCAAAGACCGCACGCUGACGGACCUACUGAACGCCAUGGACAUCUUCAUGGAGAUCGUCACCAACCCUGAUGGGUUUGCGUUUACCCACAGCAUGAACCGCCUGUGGCGGAAGAACAAGUCCACCAGACCUGGAAUCUUCUGCAUCGGUGUGGAUCUUAACAGGAACUGGAAGUCAGGUUUUGGAGGAAAUGGUUCAAAUAACAACCCCUGCUCUGAGACUUAUCGUGGGCCCUCCCCUCAGUCGGAGCCAGAGGUGGCUGCCAUCGUGGACUUCAUCACAUCCCAUGGGAACAUCAAGGCUCUGAUCUCCAUUCACAGCUACUCUCAGAUGCUCAUGUACCCUUAUGGCCGCUCACCGGAGCCUGUUCCAAACCAGAAGGAGUUGUACGAUCUUGCCAAGGACGCAGCGCAGGCCCUGUAUGAGGUCCACGGGAUCCGGUACAUUUAUGGCAGCAUCAGCACCACCCUCUAUGUGGCCAGCGGGAUCACUGUCGACUGGGCCUAUGACAAUGGCAUCAAGUUCUCCUUCACCUUCGAGCUCCGGGACACGGGGCGCUAUGGCUUCCUGCUGCCGGCCUCCCAGAUCAUCCCCACGGCCCAGGAGACGUGGCUGGCGCUUCGGACCAUCAUGGAACACACCUUGAAUCACCCCUACUAACAACACCACCGGGGGCAGAGCGGGAAGGUUCAUUCCCUUCCCCGAGGACCGGGGCUCCUCCUGAAACCCAAGUGAUGCCUCCUGUUCCCCACACCCCAACCCUGACCCCUUAGGAGAUAAAUACAAGUUUGAACAGGCUU